AUGGAUCCCAUCAAGUACAUCUCCAAGAAACCUGGAUUAACUGGCAGAAUCGCUCGCUGGCAAAUGUUGUUAUCAGAAUAUGACAUUCAGUAUGUAACUCAGAAGGCCAUUAAGGGUAGUGUGUUACCAGAGUACCUUGCGCACCAGCCAGUGGAGGACUAUCAAUCGAUGAGACUUGACUUCCCAGAUGAAGACGUCAUGUACAUAAGAGACUAUGCGAUUCCAGGCCCGGAAGAAGGACCCGAACCAGGAUCACGGUGGACGCUCGUGUUCGAUGGUGCCUCAAAUGCAUCGGGUAACGGAAUUGGGGCUGUUAUAGCUUCUCCAACGGACUUUCAUCUUCCCUUCACGGCAAGGUUGUGUUUCAAAUGCACCAAUAACAUGGCGGAGUAUGAAGCAUGUAUCUUGGGAAUUGAAGCAGCUAUUGACCUAAGAGUCAAUAUUCUUGAGGUGGAGGAGAAUGGGUUAGCCGAUGCCUUGGCUACUCUGUCAUCUAUGUUCAAGGUCAAGUGGGCUAACAAAUCACCUGCUAUUACAAUUCAGCGUCUAGAUGAGCCAGCACAUUGCUUGGCAGUUGAAGCAAAAACAGGUGGCAAGCCUUGGUUUUAUGACAUCAAACGAUAUCUUGAGAAGCACGAGUAUCCAAAUGAUGUAUCCAUCACAGACAAAAAGACCCUAAGAAAGUUAUCAGCCAAUUUCUUCCUAAGUGGUGGUGUUUUAUACAAAAGAAACUUUGAUUUAGUUCUGCUCAUAUGCGUAGAUAGACACGAAGCUGGUCUACUCAUCAAAUAA
This is a messenger RNA of Lathyrus oleraceus (garden pea), 792 nucleotides long. RefSeq lists its product as uncharacterized. NCBI's taxonomy places the organism in Eukaryota, Viridiplantae, Streptophyta, Magnoliopsida, Fabales, Fabaceae. Gene Ontology annotation, molecular function: nucleic acid binding. Bases 1 to 792 code for a protein of 263 amino acids. The record is from RefSeq and is a predicted model, not a curated record. The transcript is spliced from 2 exons.